Molecule: messenger RNA, 3537 nt
Organism: Babesia sp. Xinjiang
Lineage: Eukaryota; Apicomplexa; Aconoidasida; Piroplasmida; Babesiidae
Gene: ileS
Product: Isoleucine--tRNA ligase
Exons: 1
Coding region: 1-3537 (1178 amino acids)
Biological process (GO): tyrosyl-tRNA aminoacylation; isoleucyl-tRNA aminoacylation
Cellular component (GO): cytosol
Molecular function (GO): aminoacyl-tRNA deacylase activity; tyrosine-tRNA ligase activity; ATP binding
Source: RefSeq, a predicted model, not a curated record
AUGCGGCUACGGGGUCCAGCCCUAAUUCAGCUGGUACUAGGGACGAUACUUACCUGCAAUUCAUAUAUACUCAAGACCAGAACAGGCACGAAUACACAAUUACUGACGUCUAAUGGUCAAACAAAUGUGGUACUACCACUAGAUGAACAAGGAAGGUACCGAUCAAACAGGUUACUAAACUCAGCGGCAACUGCGGAUACUACAGACACACAGGAUUCUAUUGAUAUUAAAAGUACAGUCAACCUGCCACAAAACUUGUGGCCCAAUCAAAAACACUUCAAUAGAGCUGCUAUUGAACGACAAAUACGUAUACAAAAAUUCUGGAAGGACUAUGAUAUAUACAGGUUACUACUAGAACGACGCCUGUCUAAAUUCCAGAAUAAAGGACUAUCUGAUACUAAAGCUACACAAAGGACCACAGUUAUACUAGAUGGACCACCGUAUGCAAAUGGAUCAGCACAUUAUGGACAUUUCUUAAACAAAACUAUUAAAGAUGUAUUGCUACGGGCAGCACUGCUCGAUGGGAAGUUGGCACUCUUCCUACCAGGAUGGGACUGCCAUGGUAUACCUAUCGAGUCCAAAGUGUUAAGCAAUACUGGAUACAGUUUGGGGGACUUGCGUACCGGGUUAACAGAUGCCGGGGUACCCCGGGCCGUGGAAAUCAGACAGCGCUGUAGUCAGGUGGCCACACGGUCUAUAGAAUCACAAACGGCAACAUUUGAAAAAGCUGGUGUAUGGGGAUUUUGGAAAGAUUUCUAUGCAACAUACCACUUCUAUUAUGAACGUACGGUUAUGGAAACUUUCAACAAACUACUAGACACGGGAUUGAUAUACCGUGAUAGAUGCCCACAACACUACAGCACAAAAUCAAAAUCAGUAUUAGCAGAUUCCGAACUUAGGUCAGAAGAACGCGACAUACUAACCGCACUUAUUGGUUUCGAACUGGUAGAUACAAAACCCGUUAUGGAGGCACUGGAUUUCCAUCGACCACUAGCAGACGUAAGAUUGGUAUGCUGGACAACCACGCCUUGGACAAUACCAGCGAAUCGUGGCAUAUUGAUCGAUGCACUAACUGAAUAUGAUGUUUUCUACCGUAAAGGGACACUCUUUGUUCUCAACAAUAAUGAGAAGUUUCGUGUAUUCUUACAAAAAGAACACGUUGGCCGCCUAAACGGUUCGCUAUUCGUAGGAAAAACAGUAUCGAACCCGGUAACGGAAGAACACUAUACAGUACACGACCAUGUUGGAAUUGUAAAGGAUAAAGGAACUGGUAUUGUACACGCAGCACCGGCACAUGGUAUUAUCGACUUCAGGUUACUGGCUUCGGAUGAUAAAUUCUCGGUACGAGAUAAUUUCGACAACGAACCUCACACAAUAUGUAACAUUAUAGAUGAAGAUGAAAGGUACUAUUACGGGCUACAUCCACUCUUGGAUGGGAUCAGUAUACAUGAUCUGGAUGCUGAACGACUAAGCUCUAUUUUAGGCGACGCUAUGCUACAGGCAAAGGUAGAACCACUUGCAGUAGAUGUAGAUUGGAGGUUAGGCAACCGAACACAUGUUAGAUUAACAAAACAAUGGUGUCUAUCUUUAUUAGGGCGAAAGGCUUGUAUACCGAAAAUGGAGGCCAUGAAAAUGUAUCCAGAGGCAUCUCGAAAUUACUUGAGAAACAUAAUUGCAAGUAGAACACAAGAUUGGUGUCUUAGUCGGCAAAGAGUAUGGGGAACUCCAAUACCUGUUGUAUAUGUAGAUGCCAAGGCAUUAGAGAGCCCGAACAUCGCCAAACUGUCAAAUGCUGAUGAACAUUACGAAGGUGUCCUUACAGGCGAAUACCGAGUAGCGGUAGACAUAGAUACACUACCGCCAUAUGAGAUUGGCGAUCGUGUAUUCCGUAAAUUAGAUUUCAGGAGUGACGUUGUGGACAUAUGGUUUGAGUCAGCGUUAGCACAACGGGUAACACUGUCACGAUUACGUGAAAUAUUAGCAGGCAUGUGCAGAAGGGCAGCACCGCAUAGCCGUUAUGAAUUCAGAGGAAUUACCCCGGAAUAUGUAGUUGAGGGACAAGAUCAGUUUCGUGGCUGGUACCAGUCCUCCCUGUUAGUGAACACUCUACUGAAAGACACUGAAGCACAAUGCCCACUUGCCCAGAGAGUUAUCACACACGGAUUUGUUAACGAUGAUACAGGUGAGAAACUUUCUAAACGCAACGAAAAAGUAGACAAUAAUGCUACUGAUACCUCGGGCCCUGAAGUCGGAACAUUUGCAUCACAGGGGUCAAUGGAAAAUGCAUCUGACACACAGAGUGAAACUACAGUUAGCAAAAGUCAUGUAAAUGAAGAGGUAUCUCAAUUGGAUAAGGGUAACUCUUCAGCAAGCCCAGUGGCUACUGACCUAUUGCAAAUGUUAGGCGGCGAAUAUUAUGAUGACCCUGAAUUAGUCGACCUGGAUAACCCACAGUGUGUAGGUGCCGAUGUUUUGAGGCUAUGGGUGUGUAGUAAUGACUUCCUACAAAAGGAUAUACGGCUGAAUGCAGCUAACCUCUCUGAAGCACGUGAUCUCGCAAAGAAGAUAGCCAAUUUCUUCAAAUAUGUAGUGGGAGUUACUGAUGAUUGUAAAGUCACAAACGACAGAUGCCGUAUCCGGGUAGAAUAUUUCAACGGACUGGAUUUGUAUAUGCUCAAACUCUCAUAUGCACUGGUGCGUGAUGCACGGCAGUUCUUCAGAGAGGGAAGUUUCCAUAAGGUCAUACGUGCCCUAGAGAUGUUCUUAACUCGAUUCUCUAACGUCUACAUCUCAUACAGCAAAGAUAGGCUUUAUUGUGAUGUGAAACAUGGCUGGUCUCGCACGUGUGCACAAAUUAUCGUUAAAAAAAUACUUAGAAACGUAUUAGGAGUUGUAGCACCGAUCAUGCCACAUAUGGCCGAAGAUGUAUACCAGACUAUAUCACAUCAACAGCCAAUAUUGAAACGACGAGAUGCGGCAUCGGUCAAAUCGAUAUUCGGUGACCGUUGGUCACGUUUACCUCCAUACCUCACUCGUGUGGAUGUAGCCAAUCGUGUUCAUUAUGCACUGCAACUGCGUAAUUUGGUCAAUACUCUAGGACAUGGACGAGAUAACCAAGAACUGGUGAUCAUCUGUGCCAAUGACGGUGUUAUCAGCCGUAUUCUUGACCUAGAGACGAACUUGAAGAUUGACCUAAGAAUACUAUUGAAUGUUGCCAAUGUACGACUAAUGUUGUAUUCUGACGCUGCAAUUCCUGCAGGAACACCUUUACGUGGUGACGGGUACAGCCUGCUAUUACAGCCUACCAGUUACGAAAAAUGUAAAAGAUGCUGGCUAUACCGUGAAGACGUUUCUGAGGGGUUCUGUGACAGGUGCGCCGCUAUAUGUGCAGUACCUAUUCCAGAACAACCAACCAUAGAAACUGAGCUUCCUAAUGCGCCAGAAUCUGAACAUGACGAUGAUUAUGUUCUAACUGAUGGUGACAAUGAAACCGUUGAUGAUGACGAUUACGGUUAUUGCAAUGACAAUGAAACGUAA